AUGAAGCUGUUUGCUGUGAUUACCCUUCUUCAGCUGGGGGCUUUCUGUGUUCUUACCUCUGGCAAUCCAACGAGCAACCUGAAAGCUAUAGUGGAGAAAAAUGUGGCAGCACAAAAAUCACCUCUUCUGAACCCUGCCCUAGAGGGUAAAGAACCACCUCCCUUGAGCAAUAAUCCAGUCACUGAACCCCUAACACCUCCAGAGCUGCAGGACUCCUUAACAUAUUCACACUUGUUCGGUGACAAUGUCAAUCUGAACUGGACCAAAUGGGAGGGCUCUCUUCCAAAUGGUGCAGUUGGCAUCUACAAUGGCUAUACAAAGCGCACUGAAUACAUCUGCAAGUACAACUGUGAAGCAGGAUUCUACACCCCCAGCAAAGGUCCAUACUGCAACUACCCCUAUGGCAAUAGGGAAUAUCAUGCCCCUGAGUUUGAUGUCCUACUUAAUGUAGACAAUUUUGAGUUUGUUGAGUGGAAGGAUGACUCAUAUGGUUCUGUUCCGCAGAAUGCUGUGAGAACAUGUGGGGGUGUUGGCAUUUUUGUAGGCAAGAACAAGUAUGGCCUUGGCAAAGUUGUACCUCAGUUUGAAGCUUUCUUUCUUCCAUGGGAAGGUGAUGAGUACUGGUACAAAAAAUAUCAGGUCCUGGCUAUCAACAGAAAUGCCUACACUCAACAAAUCUCUCAUGUUGAGUACGGUAUUGAUGAGGUUGAGCUUUUCCAGUAUCCACCAGAGACCAUGAGGAUCUCCAGCGUUGCCAACAAUGAUUGUCAGACCGUUACUAAGACCGUAACCAUCUCCAAAACCACAGAGGUGGAGACCACCUGGAACAUCGGCCGCUCCACCAUGCUCGGUGUUACGGGCAGCAUCACUGCCAAGAUCCCUCUGAUUGGCACAGCUGGGGUGGAAUUUACUGCAGAGAAGACACUGCAGUUUAAUCGUGGCACUACUGUGAUAGAAAGUCUCAGCCAUGAGGUGUCAGUCAAGCUAACAGUGCCACCCAAUCACUCCUGCACUGCACGCAUGGAAGGUCGCAAGAUGACUGCCGACAUCCCCUUCAAGGCUAGGCUCAGCCGAACAUAUGCCAACGGUGAAACACAGUGGACCUCUGUCAACGGUGUGUAUGAUGGCAUACAGAUUGGGGAGGUCAGAGCAGUGGUGGACCGCUGUGAGCCAAUUCCAGAUGCCAAGCCAUGUCCAGCAGCUGCAAAGACUGAUAAAAGCACUGUGAAAACAGCUAAUCAAUAAAUCAAUACCAUCGGCUAUAUUGCAUGUAAUUGCUGUUUUUUUAGUCAGUUACAGUAUGAGCACAUUGAUCUUU
Trichomycterus rosablanca is the source of this 1318-nucleotide messenger RNA. RefSeq names its product natterin-3-like. The record is from RefSeq and is a predicted model, not a curated record. Lineage: Eukaryota; Metazoa; Chordata; Actinopteri; Siluriformes; Trichomycteridae. The transcript is spliced from 2 exons. The coding region runs from base 1 to 1245 and encodes 414 amino acids.